UCUUAAGGAUAUGGCAUUGACAAUAAAGGGGAAGUUUGAUGCUGUCUUGGACACCAUUGGUGGGUCAGAGACGGAAAGAAUAAGUGUAAGUUUGUUAAAGAAAGGCAGACACUAUAUGACACUUCAGGGUGAGGCAGCAUCUUUGACUGAUAGAUAUGGGACAGCAAUUGGGCUUCCAGUUGCUAGUGCUGUUUUACUGAAGAAACAGAUCCAGUACCGGUCUUCUCAUGGAAUAGAGUACUGGUGGACCUUCAUGAGAGCAGAUUCAGAAGGGUUACAUAAGAUCCGGAGGCUAUCUGAAGCUGGAAAGUUAAACAUACCUGUGGAGAAAACAUUUCCCAUCACUCAAGUGAGAGAGGCUCAUGAGGCAAAGGAGAAGAAGCAGAUUUAUGGUUAAGUAGUGCUCGAACUUGACUGAAAGAAAAUAGCACUAGCUCACACUGGUUAUCCUAUUUCUCGUACAUUCAUCACUCUAUUUUGCCUUGGCAUCUAUGUUGGUUGUUGCUCUUCACCAUUUGUUUGGAGAG
This is a messenger RNA of Rosa chinensis, 527 nucleotides long. RefSeq names its product reticulon-4-interacting protein 1 homolog, mitochondrial. The coding region runs from base 11 to 397 and encodes 128 amino acids. The record is from RefSeq and is a predicted model, not a curated record. The transcript has 3 exons. NCBI's taxonomy places the organism in Eukaryota, Viridiplantae, Streptophyta, Magnoliopsida, Rosales, Rosaceae.